AUGGCUCCGCCGGCCGCCACCGUCGCCGUCCUCGGCGACGACAUCCUGCAGGAGGUCUUCAUCCUCCUCCCAACCCCCGCCGACCUCCUCCGCGCCGCGCUCGCCUGCCAGCCUUUCCUCCGGGUCGCACGCAGCGCAGCUUUCCUCCGCCGCUUCCGCCGCCGCCACCCCUCAACCUGCCCGGUCGUCCUCGGAUGCCUCCUCUACCGCCCCAGCAAGCGCCGCGGGGCCAGCGCCCCUUACCUUCUGCCCGCCGACCUCCUCGGCGCCACGCGCCGCACUAUCGAGGGAGGUGACUUCGCCCUCUCCUUCCUCCCCCGCCGCGGCCGGCCGGAUGGCCCCGGCACCCCGUGGCGGAUCCUGGACUGCCGCAACGGCAGCCUCCUGUUACGUGACGGGGCUUCCGGAGAGCUCGCCGUCGCUGACCCGUUAACCCGGCGCUGGGUUUCACUCCCCGCGCUCCCCGGUGGGCGCCGCGUAGGGUACGCCCUCGUCCCCGACGACGGCGACUCUUCGGCCUUCAAGGCGGUAUGCAUUUCCCGACGCGCUGGAACCACAGAGCUGCGCGCCUUUCUCCUCUCCUCCGCUGAGCUCCGGUGGGCCGACGUGGGUACCCUCGCGCAGCAGCCCAAUCUCGCUGGAUCCCGCGCGAUGCAAGCGAAACGGUCGCUGUACUGGAAGCUAAUGGGUGGGGGGCACAUGGUGGCGCUCAACACCGCGAUGAUUCUUUCGGAUCCUUUGGACCAGACUCCACAGGGCGAUGUCAUCGGGGUGGCUGCUGGUGUGGUGUUCUUGCGCAGCGGCAGUUGUCUGCUCUCCAUUCAUCUUGAGACCAUGAAGAUGACGAGGCUGUCCUUGGACGUGAAUUGCCCGUCUCCGCUGAUAUAUCCUUACACGAUAGGGUGGCCGCCAGCGAUCUUGAACCCUACUGAACAAGGUGCUUGA
This is a messenger RNA of Triticum turgidum subsp. durum (durum wheat), 945 nucleotides long. The record is from the annotation of a GenBank genome assembly. Lineage: Eukaryota; Viridiplantae; Streptophyta; Magnoliopsida; Poales; Poaceae.